AACCCCACUCUCUCCCCUAUCCCUCUCCCUGCCUCCAUCUCCCCCGACCUCCUCCCUCCGGGAGGGGGGGGGGCUUAGCCAGGAGGGAUGGGCUAGGGGACAGCCUCUGGCCAUGAACAGAACAGAGGAGGGUCGGGCCGAGAAUUUUAUUCGCGAAGCGCCGCACAUUUACGGUGGCUUUUAAAGCCGGGUGAGCCGCACUGUGCGGGAGACCUUGCCUCUCUCCGCGCCAUUUAUGUCAUCAUCGUCUCAUGUAGCUCUCUGCGGUGGGGAGAGGGGGGAGGGGGGCGUUCUCCCCCAUUGUUCGUCUUCUCCUACUGGCACACACGCACACCAUGGCUGCUGUGGUGAGUGAAGGACGGAUCUUUAAGUACGGCGAGGACUGCAAGACAUCUUGGAAGGAGGCGGGCGCCCAGUACGAUGACACUGACACCCAUCUGCAGAUCAUGGGCAAGCCCGUGAUGGAGCGCUGGGAGGCACCCUACAUGCACAAGCUGGCGUCCAUCGCCAGUUCCAAAGGCGGUAGGGUGCUGGAAAUUGGCUUCGGCAUGGCCAUUGCGGCCACCAAGAUCGAGGAGCACGACAUCGCCGAGCACUGGAUCGUCGAGUGCAACGACGGGGUGUUCGCACGUCUGCAGCGAUGGGCAGGGCAGCAGCUGCACAAGGUGGUCCCACUGAAGGGCUUGUGGGAAGACGUCGUGCCUACGCUGCCGAAAGGACACUUUGACGGGAUCCUGUACGACACUUACCCUCUGUCAGAGGAGACCUGGCACACCCAUCAGUUCAACUUCAUUCAGGGUUACGCUUAUGACCUCCUGAAACCAGGCGGUGUGCUGACCUACUGCAACCUCACCUCCUGGGGCGAGCUCAUGAAGAGUCAGUUCACCGACAUCAACAAGAUGUUCCAGGAGACACAGCUGCCUCGACUCGAGGAGGCCAAGUUCAAGCGGGAAAACAUCAGCACCGAGGUCAUGGACUUGGUUCCACCUGCCGACUGCAGAUACUAUUCUCACGCGAAGAUGAUCGCCCCUACUGUCGUCAAGCUGUAGGCAUUUGGCCGGCAUCCAGGCAGCUCGAGGCAGCCAGGGUGCGACUUUGGUUUGUUGCCAAGAUUUAUGUCUGCCGUGUGUUAAGCCUGGUCCACGUGUAACGAUUUUCUCCGAUGCUACGAGAGGGAGAUUGUCAUCUCCAGCAUCGCACCGUUGUCACUCUGCAGUUCGUACAAAACGAUAAAUGUAUUGCCGCUUUGCUGUCGCAGUGUCAUGGUGUUAUGUGCUACUGGUUCUGGCAACAACAACAAUGGCGGCGAUUGUGUUGUCAUAUCAGAUAUAUUCACUGCUCUCUGCCAUGCUCUUAUAGCAAAAGAUGACAUCACAGGAUUGAUGUUGCCUCCCUCUGCUGUAGCGUGAUUGAGGUUACUAGCUUUUGGCUGUAUAAAAACCCUAAAAUCAUGAUACGGACAUACCUCGAUAAACGUUAGGGUUGCGUUUUUCGAAACCUGAACGUAAAGUGAAACAUCGCACUGUAUCGAAACGUAUAUUCCCAUAAGGUCCCAUUAUCUAACCGAAAAUGCGUUCCUAAGAAAAUAUUUUUGACCCAAAACCGACUAAAAUAACACUUUCCAGCACAAACAAGAUAUUGUCAUGCAUAAAUAUGGAGAAUAAUAAGUAGACAGGUAAUCUGAGAUGUUGAGGAUGUGGGGGGAGGGGUGACUGGAAGGGUGAGGGUGGGGCAGUGCGCGCAGCUGCCCCCCCCCCUCCGUGAGGACGUAUGCACAGUACGUACGGUAAGUACAGGCCGAAGCGUGGUGGAACGUACGUUUAGUUUUUAACUUCACGGCUUGGUUUGUAAACGAGUGGCGAGGCUAUGCAACGUGGCAGCCAGGAAAAUGGCCUGGAACCGUAUACAAUGCAGACGUGAAUUUACUGCAGGUGUUUUGAUUUCCCCCCCCAACACCAAAACAGUACAAUUUAGAGCAAACGAGACGUAAUUAGAAAAAAGUGUUAAUUUAUGAUGAACGUAAUAACUAAUCGGCGUAAAUCGAGUUACCGGGGUACGCUUGAUAUUUGAACUGAGCUUCAUACUGAUCACACGUACCACAAGUGGCUGACCAAUCCAGGUGACCUCAUUUAGCCACCACGGUGUGUGAGCAGUGUAUAUCACACGGCAGACACAUCAGGCUAAUUCCCAAAACCAGAAUUUCACUUUUGCUGCCGGUAACAUGGAGCCACGGUUGCAUGGAUUGUAACAACACAUCGUGUAAUAAAUACUGAAUGUGCAGCUAAUAAGUAUAGACGUGAGACUUCAGUAGUAAUUUUGUAAAAUGUUGGAUUUAUUUUGUUUGAAAACGUAGACCUUUAAGUAGAAUAGUUGGGUGAUCUUUAUCUGGAGCACAGGGAGAAGAGGAAAUCGACAACUCGAAGGACACCAGAUGGAACCACAUCUCGUGUGCAGGAUGCUCAUAGGUCAUGUUGUUACCAUGGCGAGCACAAUCGUAAUACCGUAUACGGUAUUUUUUUACUUGUUUUAAGCGUUUUUCACUAAACCUAUGAUGGAAACCUCAUUUUACUCUAGCAGGGGCCAUAUGCUCUGUACGUUAGCUCGUUGUCAGUGUAUUCCUAGUUUAGGCAGUAUAGUUUUGCACGGACCCCAAUUUUGUAAAUAUAAACUAAUUUCAAACACGUAAAAAAGAAGUUGUUUGAUGGAGUUGUUUGAUGCCUUAUUCUUGAACUAUUUGCAUCAUGAGGUUAUUUUACUUUAAUAAUAUUCGUACAUUUUAAUUAUAUUCCCGAUUGAUGGCUUACGUAUGACUUGUAUGUUAGUGGUUAAGCUUAGUACGUGUGUAGUACGGUUGUAAAAGGUACAACAAAAGUAGAGAUUGCAAAAGUGGUAUUUUUCGGCUGAAAGACCCCUGACUGCUCAUCAACGAUUCAAGGUACGGCGAGUGUUAUCAUCAGUCUCCCAGUGGUGGUUUAAAAACAAUCCGUAAUGUGUUGUCGUGGUGUGUGGAAAAAACCCCCCAUCUAACUUGCAAAUGAGGCUAUGCAUAAUUGAACUUAAAUGUUUUCCCUGGUGCGAAAGCCAAUACAGUAGUACUUUGUAUCGAACCAAAUAACAUCCAUUACGAACUGCUACACAUUCCACACACCUCUCGUCUUUGUCUUCUCGCCUUUGUUGGAGGUAAGUGACAGAAGGUUUGUAGUGAAAUAGUGUAUACACAAAACAUGAGUAGUAUUUGUGUAGCUAAGAAACAUACCCUCAUGCCAAAUACUUGUUUUGUCGAUUAACGGGAAGUGAAACAACUUCCUGCUGGUGGUUGUACAAAAUUUAGGCAUGGAGCAAUGCACCAAUUCAUUGAUUAAAAUGAACUCUUAUCGCGAUAUGCACAUCGAAUUGCGUUGGUAACAAACAAUUAUGCUCACUUUUGACUUAAAGCUUUCGUGACAGCAGGGAUUCAUAUUCUUUGGGUCUUUCGGUAAAGUCACAUAGGUUCAAAGAAAAAAAACUACGACGUUUCGAUCGCAACACAAGCGGUCAUAGUUUUUUUUGUUAUUUUUUUUGAACCUAUCUACGUGACUUUACCGAAAGACCCAAAGAAUAUGCUCACUGUAUUUACAAUUCCACAAAAUGAUUUGCCAAAGAUAUGCUGAUAUUACAAUUCGGUUAAUUUGGGCAGACAAAGCAACACAAGUGAGACCUAAAAAAAACGAGAAACAAUAAAGAGACAUUAAAAUUUGAACAUAAAAAGUUAAUUCGUAAAUCAAAUUAUUAAUCAAGAUCGUGACAAUGCAUUAACUCACUGGAGGGGCAACUUUUGUUACCUAUAUAGCACGAUGCACGCCGAGGUGAAAAGACAUUAGAUCACACAUGAGCAGAAUCAUACUUUAUCCACUUUCAAAAUGAUCCCCGGGCAUCCAUUCCUGACUUGGGCGCCUCUGUGUGUGGAUUUUGUAUGUUCUUCCCCUGUUCUGCACGGGUUACUUUUGGGUGGGUUAUCCUGGUUCCCCCCUCCCCCACAUAACUGUGAAAUAUGCAAUGUCAACCCUGGUUCAAAUUUGCCCAAUUUGAAAAAUUACUCUUAAAGCAAGAAUCUCCCCCGACUCCCUUACUGGCAAACAAAUGGCCAUCGCCGAGCCAGGCGUUGAGUCAUCUUGUACCGCACAUGGUCGGCUGCCAGUAGUGUGAAUGGUGUCUGCGCUGAGACGUCUCACCACCCGAGACAGCGCAUUAAUUCAGAGGAGAGAUGCCAGCCAAAAUGGGGACAGAAUAUCCCCAACACGUUCGCAAUAAAGGUCAACCCAUACUUUGAUUUAGCGAUGAAACUCGGUAAACUGAAACGACCACAGCCGCAUGCAGGGACAAUGUCGGGAAUUAUUUACACAUGCUGUUCAGUAAAUUCUUGCACGCCCAUGCUCUUCACAAUUGUUUCCCUUCAACUUUUAAAGCGAGACGUUCCUGUAGUGUUUCAAAGGUGGUGUGAGCAAUGGCGAUUCUAGCACUGCAUACAGCACGUAUGUUCAGCCAUUGGUGGAAUUACCCCCCAGAUUCUAAACCCCUGGCCUGGUUAUCACCACUGCUCCACUCAAGAGACUUACUUUCUGCCUCGAAACACUCCGCUCCUGCAACACAAUAGCACUCGCGUCAUUUUAAGCAAAUAGUAUUUUUACAAUUUUAAAAAGCAGUAUUUUGUAUAAGAGCGUAUCGAUGUUUUAACCCGAUUUCUAACUGUCGUUAUUAUUCUAUUUGAGGGGGAUAACAAAGUAGAGUAGUUCGUCGAGUAGUUGGUAAGAGUCGCGUAUUAAAGUGUAACACUGUUAACUCUCCCUUUAUAGCGGUAUUUACACGUGCAGUUGUACAUGCCUGUGCAUACGCUGUUAAGUGUUCAGUAUUUUAAAGCAAAUUAGGUACUAUGUAAUAUUUUGUAUUAAUGUUAGACAUUAAAAUUACGUAUGGUAAUACAGUACCACAGAUCAUUUUAAGUGGACAUUGUGGCAUUACAUUGAACUGCGUAAGUCUGUCUUGUCCGUUAAUAUUAAUGCCAGAGAAUCAAGGGAGUGGCCGGAUGGCUCAGAAGUCAGAGCACUGAGCUGGUAUAGCUGAGGUCCUCGAUUCGAAUCCAGGCAGUUGCCCAUGUUUAUUAAACUGAGUUCUCAAGCCGUAGUGAGUUGAUUGUCUCAUCCCGGUCAACAAUGACUGCACAAAGAGAGAAAACAUCGCAUCAAAAAUUGUUUCUGCACUCCGAUUUGGACAAGUUCCUGCUCCGAGGAUAAAAAAAUAUAUAUUGUAUUCACUGUCAUUCGACGAACCCCACCCACUCUCAUAUACAGAGGCGGGUGGGAAAAUGCUGCACCCUGUUGUGUGUGGACCAGCGGUCACUUGCAGGCAUCUCAAGAGGGUAGUAGCUCUGUGAUACCCGCUUCAGUGAACCAUUCUCAAACACGAAGGGUGGCAACCACUGCUCUUAGUUUUGUGACACGACACCGAUAACUCAGUCGGGGUCACAUUUGGGAAACUUUACAUGCAAAGCCAGGAUCAAGAUCUAAAUGAAGGAAAUAAUUAUUUUGUUUUAUAUCGGACUUUUAAAAAUAUAUAAAUAGAAUAUUUUUAACGGAAAUGUAAUCUGCACGUUUUUCGCGGUUUAUGGAACGUAUAUCCGCAGAUGACAGGAUCUGCGAUAUGCCCCCCAUAUCAAUUAUGAUUUACUUUAUUGGUGGUCUGUAUAUUAUUCAUAUGAAGUAUGGACAAUGUGGCAUUAAUGACCCGAUUUAAUUUGAAAUUACAUUACUACGUCAAGUUAUCCUUGGAAAACAAAACAGUACGUUGUCACAAAAGGCUUUCAAAUGGUUUACAUACAUUUCGUGUACAGGCACUCUACUUACGAACGAGUUAGGUUGCAGAGGUCUGUUGGUAGGUCGAUGUGUUCGUAAAUCCAACUUUACUCUUGUUAAUUCCAAACAUGUUGCACGGCAUGUACACAAAACACGGGGAGUUACUUAAAACGUUGUAUAAUCUCCUGGAGAUGGAGAUUCCACUGGUUAUUAAUGUUCUGCAGAUGUAGAUACCACCACCAUCUAUUGCGCGGCAGUUGAACUUACAACUCUCGAUCUGAACAGGCAACUGGACAUAGACAGGUUUGUUCGUAUCUCUGAAAGCUCGUUUGUCGAAUGUUCGUAAAUAUACGAAUUCCUGUACCUACAUUGUGAAUAUGCUAAAAGUAAUUAAGCUCUUUUAUUUAUAAAAAAAAACGUUAUAUUUCAAUUUCACCAAGAUCUCGAUCCUUGGCUUAAUAAUAGUUGCCGUGUACUGUGCAGGUGUUAGCAUGACAGGGCAGCAUGUUGCACAUAACCGUCAGUUUACAGAAACUGCUUACCUUAACGUGUGCAGGACAAGAUAGCAGUUUUCAAAAUGAACUUGUAAUUUUGUAGAAAUUAGUUUUGUACUUUAAUUACAUGACGUGUGUUGUAUUCUUUUGUUUCACAACAGCUUAAUGAGACACUGAUGAAUGGUGCUAAUGCGUGAGCAGCUGAGGCCAUAGAAAGGGCUCUGUUGAGCUUCUUGUUGGCGAUCAAGAUGUAGUGCGCGAGAAAAAAUAAUAAUAGACAUUAGAUGUGAUUGUACAGUUAGCUUGUAACGAUGAAAACGAGUGUUGUUUAAUGUCGUUUUGCUUUUUCACUCAUAGACGUGCCCGAUUGAUGAGAGCAGUCUACGAACAUGAUCCUUUUGCUGCGUGAUGUUGUCCAGUUUGCUCCAUGGAACUGCACACGUUGAUAUUCCUCUGUGCAUCAGCUAGUGUUCACCUUGCAUUGAAAAUUAAAUAAAAAAUGUAGUCCCUUACACA
Molecule: messenger RNA, 6838 nt
Organism: Petromyzon marinus (sea lamprey)
Lineage: Eukaryota; Metazoa; Chordata; Hyperoartia; Petromyzontiformes; Petromyzontidae
Product: guanidinoacetate N-methyltransferase-like
Biological process (GO): creatine biosynthetic process
Cellular component (GO): cytoplasm; nucleus
Molecular function (GO): guanidinoacetate N-methyltransferase activity
Source: RefSeq, a predicted model, not a curated record